Messenger RNA from Arctia plantaginis, 3504 nucleotides. The record is from the annotation of a GenBank genome assembly. Lineage: Eukaryota; Metazoa; Arthropoda; Insecta; Lepidoptera; Erebidae.
AUGAAUGGAACAAAUAAAAUAGUGAUUGAUCAUGUUCUUUGAGAACCUAAAAUUCAAUGGCGUGCAGUGAUGGAGUUCAAUGAAUAUUGCACAAGAAAUGUAUUGGCCCCGGUAGAUGUAGAUUUUUAUCCUGAUCGAUCUCGUACGCCUAGCCCGCCGCCCGUAUUUUCAUCUAGUGUAUGCUGCGAUUUGGAAGACAUCUUGAGCGAGGCUAUAACAGAACCACUUCAAGGCUCUCUGCGCAUAAGUAGAAGCCAGUUAAUAAACCAAGAAUUGACCAUAAGACCAGAGGCAAAUAUUAUCGCAAACGUACCGGAAGAUUUAGACCUUUAUAACGUUAUCUUUGAGGUGGAACCUGACUCAGAAGUUAAAAUGAGUGAUGUUGAUGGAGCUGCUGUGGAAAAUAAUACGUUGAGUGAACCGGAGGCCUGCCGUUUGGUUGGCGGUUCCAAAUUCUACGAAAUGAUGGAAAGUGCUGUACGUAGUGAUGAGGUGUCAAUACCGUCUCCCACAGAGAAACACGAUCACAUGAAGCCUAUAGAGAGUGAUGAUGAAUUUUCAGACGUAGACCAAGAGUGUACAGUGUUCAGUGGUGUGAGCUACCUCGGCGCUCAAAACAUAUCGGACCCCAAAUCCGAGAGCGACAUACAACGCAUCAUGAAGGAACUCAGCUCGAUGCCGGAGAGUAGAGAUGGCAUUGCGGUGUCGAUAUCUGUUCCUGUGUGCUCGCAAGGACUUGUCGUUUUAUACCAAGCGGACACCAACAGUGUUAUGACAAGGUACUCGGUGAACCGCAUAUCGUUCUACGCACGAGGUUCUGCUGGGUCGGCAGUUGCUUCCUGUUUCGCUUUCACAUGGUCUCACGGAGAGACAAAAGAGUCCGCCGUGUACAGGUGCCACGUGUUUCGCUGUCACAUUGCUGAAGCUGUGCAUCAAGUUUCAAGUUGCUUCGCUAAAGCGUUCGAGCGUAUCCCCCGCUCCAUGGCCUCAUCUUUGGUCGGAGACUUGAGCGCGGCACCAUCCAUGACUGGCUCGCUGACCGAAGCCAUCGGCCCCACUGUACCGCCGAUGCAAUUGAUGCACGUCUUGGAGUGCACUGUUGAAAUUAAGGAAACUGACGCAAAGGGCACAUUCAGUCAUGUACCAAAAGAGCGGCUCGGCUUCAAACUCCGCGGUGGUAUAGACAAACAGGUGACGAUAAACGUUAAACAAGUUACCAACAAUACUCAGCCAGAGACUGAAGAUCCACAGUCAACAUAUAACGGUGGAUUAUACAUAGAACGUUGCUUCGGUAUUCUUCUCGCUCCAGGGAGGAGUGUAAAACACUCGGAUAUGAGAUUACUUGAAAUGGUUAGCGGCUCCUCAGGAGGAUCAGGUUGUUCGGUGUGUGCGUUGUGGAAUGCAGGAGAAUCAGCUUUAGCUGCGUUCAAUGUUGCCAGUGGAGAAGGGGCGCCUGCCUACAUGUCGCUCGCAUUGGACCUCGUCAUUAGAGGGAUACCAGAUCCGUUGAGAUUGAUAAUUGAGACUCCCGUGAAAAUAUAUCCACCUUCAGAAAGGUUCUGGUAUUAUUCAAAAAGGCCGCUGGUACAACAGUUUUAUAUUAACCUGAAAGAGUCGGUGGAUGCCCUCGGCCAAUUACAGUAUGAAGUGGCGAGUAUUGAAACAUCAGAUGAACUGGAUCGGUCGCGGCUGAACCUUCCAUUAUCACUGUCCAGUUUGUUGCCAUCGCCUCUGUCCAGUGCGCCUGCACCGCCCUCACCUUCAGAGCCGGACUCAGAUGGUGAUGAGCCUCUUUUGAGUGGUACAGGAGAAGUAUCAAAAGAUUGUGGUGAAGAUGUGCUCGUGAAUUGGGCUCAAGUCCUUAGGAGUUGGACCGGUCCUCGGCCACGAGCGCUAAACCAUUUGGUACGCGUCGGUGUGCCGGAAGCACUUCGAGGGGAGGUGUGGCUGAGACUCGCUGGCGUCGAUCAGAAUGACAAGCUCAUGGAGACUUACAGGACUCUUAUUAGUAAAGACUGUCCAUUCGAACAAGUCAUCCAACGUGACAUAGCCCGCACAUUCCCAGCACACGACUUCUUCCGCGAAGCGGGUGGCCUCGGACAAGACUCGUUGCUGCGUAUGGCGAGAGCGUAUGCAGUUUACGAUCAUGAAGUCGGAUAUUGCCAGGGGCUAAGUUUUCUGGCUGCCACAUUACUCUUACAUAUGCCAGAGGAACAAGCGUUCUGUCUGUUAGUAAAACUCAUGUAUGGUUACGGUCUACGUGAGCUGUACAAAGAUGGCUUUGAAGCUCUCUAUAUGAGGUUGCACCAACUUGAUAGGCUUAUGGAGGAGCAACUCAAUGAUUUGCGUGUGCACUUCCAAGAGCUGGGCGUGGAGCCUCACAUGUUCGCCUCGCAGUGGUUCCUGACCGUGUUCACCGCACGGUUCCCCUUGCCUUUGGUGUAUCACAUAUUGGACGUGUUCCUUCUACAAGGCAUAGACACGUUGUUCCAAAUAGCGUUGGCGCUACUCUCCAGAUCUCGCAAGGACUUGUUACAACACGACUUCGAAGGCGUACUCAAAUACUUUAGAGUGACAUUACCAAAGAAAUGCCGUGCCGAGGAAUCGUCCCGUCAGAUUGUGAAGCUGGCGUGCAGUAUCAAAGUGAAACGCCUUCCUAAGUAUCAACAGGAGUAUGAAAAAUUCAUUAAAGAAUCAGCUGAAAAAGAAAAGAUAAAUGUGGAGUUGGAGAGGCUUAAGGUUAUUAAUAACCAAUUGCAACAGGAAAAAGAUGCGCUUGAAUCGCAACUGGCAGAGUCACGCGCAGCAUCGGAGGAGAAUCAAAAGUGGGCGACGCAUUACUCGGCCGUUUCGCGGGACUACCGCGAGAUCUGCGCUCGCCUCGACAAGCAGCUACACAACAUGAAGGACUCUGUAAAGGACUGCGUCAACUGUAGCGUCAAACUUGCGCAGAAGGACAACAAAGAAGAAACGAAACAAGCUGCUGACGAGAAGGAAGGCGCGAGUGAGACAGAGGCCAGGCUCCGGCAGCGCGUGCGCGACCUGGAGCUGGAACUGGCGCAGGUCAAGCUGGCGCACGUGCAGGCACAGUGCAGCAACCAGGAGCUAAGCCAUCAGCUGACGGUAGCUCUUAACGAGGUUCAGUCAGCGGUCAACCAAAAGCAAUCGGUGGCACCCUGGCUCGUCCGCACCCUUGGUUCCAUCAUGGAGGCGGCGCAAAACAGGCCAUCAUUCCAGACCUACCUUCCAAGUACAAAUCAAGAACAACCUGCAGCAUCAUUACACAGACAAGGAUCAUUCUCGAACAUUCAAGCAACACACAGCCAGGCGAACCUCGACAGACGUGUCUCCGAACCAUAUAGCCCCGACGUCGUCAGGAGGAAGAAAGAUCUUAAUGCGAAGAGGCACUCGAUGCUCGUCGAGUCCAACCUGACCAAAGACGCCAAAGAAAUCAACCGAAGGAGCCACGAAGUUCCCAUUGUAAAAAAUCUUUCAAUGGGUUGA